Messenger RNA from Pistacia vera, 1589 nucleotides. RefSeq names its product spermidine coumaroyl-CoA acyltransferase. Lineage: Eukaryota; Viridiplantae; Streptophyta; Magnoliopsida; Sapindales; Anacardiaceae. The transcript has 2 exons. The record is from RefSeq and is a predicted model, not a curated record. The coding region runs from base 105 to 1436 and encodes 443 amino acids.
UGUCUCACGCCAUGUCACAAUAAUCAACUAAUCCACCUCCAUAAAUCUCAAGCUCAAACCAAAAGCAUGAACACAACACAAUUGUUGCGAAUCCAUCUUUAAAGAUGCAAGUGAAAAUCUUAGAAACAAAAUCCAUUCUUCCUUCCACACCACCUUUUAACGAUGACCACGUUCUCCCUCUUUCCCACCUAGACAAUGACCCCAACCUCCGUGUCACCUUCCGUUACCUCCGCGUAUAUGACAACAAACCCACUGACCCCCAGCCCUUCCUCGUCAUCGCCACUGCUCUCUCCUCCGCUCUUCUUCAUUACUACCCUCUUGCCGCCACCCUUCGCCACGUCGGCAACCAACGUCUCUCGCUGUUUUGCCAGGUGGGCCAGGGUCUCCCUCUUGUCAAUGCCACUGUGGACUACACACUAGAAUCUUUGAACUAUCUUGACGACCCGGAUUCGGAUUUUGUGGAGCAACUAGUUCCCGACCCGGACUCGGAGGAGGGGUUGCUUAAUCCGUGUAUUUUACAGGUCACGGUGUUCAAGUGUGGUGGGUUCACUCUGGGUGCUGCUAUACAUCACGCUUUGUGUGAUGGACUUGGUGCGACCCAGUUUUUCAAUGCCGUGGCUGAGUUGGCGCGUGGGGCGGCUCUGGUGUCGGUUCAACCGGGUUGGGACCGAGCAAGAUUGUUGGGUCCAAGAGAUCCACCGAGGGUUGAAGGUUCUGUUACGGAGUUUUUGAGGUUGGAGAAAGGGUUUAAACCGUACCGUCAAGCGGUUGGACCAGUUGUUAGAGAAUGCUUUAAUGUGACGGAUGAGUGUUUGGAUCAGUUGAAACGUGCAUUGCUCGAGAAUUGUGGCUUGAGUUUUACCACGUUUGAGGCUUUGGGUGCCUUCUUAUGGCGAGCCAAGGUCAGAUGUUCAGGGAUUCCUGGAGAUGAAAAUGUGAAGUUCGCGUAUGCAACCAAUGUUCGGAAAAUAGUGAAGCCUCCACUACCUUUUGGAUAUUGGGGUAAUGGCUGUGUUCCAAUGUACGCGCAGCUUAUAGCCAAAGAACUAGUAGAGCAACCACUUUGGAAGACUGCUGAACUGAUUAAGAGGAGCAAAAGCAAUACCACUGAUGAGUAUGUGCGCUCAUUUAUCGAUUUUCAGGAGCUGCAUUCUGGAGAUGGUAUCACAGCGGGUAAUGAAGUGAGUGGAUUCACAGAUUGGAGGCACUUAGGCCAUUCGAGUGUGGACUUUGGUUGGGGAGGUCCAGUUACUGUUUUCCCGCUUUCAAGGCAUCUUCUUGGCAGUGUUGAACCUUGUUUUUUCUUGCCUUAUUCCUCAGCAAAUGCAGGAAAGAAGGAUGGAUUUAAGGUCCAAGUCACUUUGCGCCAGACCGCCAUGCCUCCUUUCAGGGAAGAGAUGCAGAAGUUUAGCAGCAAAGAGUUUGGGUUGUCUUGAUUGCAGUUGUCUUCUGGUUGUGAUUUUGCUGCCAUCUGCACAAUUGUAAUCCGAAGAUGUUGCUUAACAUAAAAACAUAGCUACAUUGUUAAACUAUAAAUUACAAUCUUUAAGUCUUAUGUUAUAUUCGUAUUUUGAGAAGUCUAUUUUGUA